CCGAUAGGGAUGGUAUGUAUUACUAACAAACUUUAUAUUACUGUAGUUUAGUUGUGGCUGAAAGCGAGGACAGCCUUUACAUGACUACUCAUAUACUCUUUAUAUUAAUGCAGAAACAAAAUUAUUAUUAUUACUAUUAUUGUAGUUAUCAUUGAUAUUGAGCUCAAAAUGUUGGCAAUAGUUCAUUGGUGAGAAUGAAAGGACUGAAAAAGUUUAGCCAAUAUUUAAUUUUAUCAAUAAUAAUAAAUAGCACUCAUAUAUGUGCUUAUGUUUCAUUCAUUUGACAACAUAUUUCUUAUUAUUGUAAUUCACUUCAAAAAAAAAGUUUUUUCGGGAUUUUUUAUUCGUGAAAUAAUUGGAUAAUUAAAUAUAUAAAUUAAAUGAAUACAACAUAACUGAAAAGCUUUGAUUUUUUAUACAUGAGAUCCAUGUCAUGCCAUAAGUUUGUAAUCAUCAUAACAUAAGUGUCACCAAUACUGAACCCAAACGGGAGAUUCACUGCAAAAACAAUGCUCUUCUCGGAUAAUAAUCGACACAACAUUUCCUCAUCAAACAAAUCAUUGUCAACGCUAUUAUUAUUUAUAGUCGUCUAUUAUAUAAGUGUUUCACGCGUCCAUUGUUUUGCUACCUGUCCUUCGGCUCAGAUAUACAACACAUUAGUUAAUACUAGUGAACCAAACUGUGACUGUUCUCAAAUCCAGGAGGGAGGCUGGGAGAUCACUUGUUAUAGUGGACACCCAACACCUAACAGUCCCACAACACAACAAUCACACAUAGAGUUGGAUGACAUCAUAGUAUUGCCCUAUGCUUUCUUCAUUAGAUAUGAAAUCGGACGACAGGUCCGCAUCACAUGUGAUAAUGGUUUUCCUUACUAUAGACCCGCACUCUUUCAAGGCUUUGGUAUUGAAUCGAUCGACACAUUUAGCUUUGAGAACUGUCCGCUUCCCGACUCAUUGCCAUUGAAUGCUGUCUUACAUCGGACUUCAUCCGUGUCCUCCGUUAAGCCACCAAAAGGUACACCGAGUGUAACCAUAAAUAACAAGAAUCAAGAAGUGUCACAAAAACCCGGAAUAAGUAAAGUGCGAUCCCUUUCAAUAUCACUCAAGAACUCAAUUUCAUUAAAACAAUUUAAUAAUGUUAUGAUUGGAUUGGAAACGUUAGAACAGUUAAGAUUAGAUCAAUUCUUGAUUAACGAUUUUAUUGGUUUAUCUACAAACCAACCAUCAGAUCGUUUAUUAAAUGAUAGCUUUAAUAUUACUGAUAUUAAUGAUAAUAAUAAUUCUACAAAUGAUAAUAAUAAAUUUGAUGAAAACUUUCCUAAUUUAAAAAUAUUAAUUUUAAAGUCAUUUAUGAAGGAUUCUAUGCCGGGAUUAUUGUUUGAAAUGUUAAGCGGUUCACAAAAAUUAGAGUAUUUAGAGUUAGACGCAAACAAUUUGCAAACCAUCACAAAGUCUACCUUUUCAUAUGCGGGCAAAACUUUACGAAAACUAUAUCUGCGUUUCAAUAAUAUAAACAAAAUUGAUUUAAAUGCUUUUGCAAAUCUUACUAAACUUGAGAUACUGGAUCUCUCUAACAAUCAAAUUAGUGAUUUGCCGUCAAAUAUAUUAAAAGAUUUAAAAAGUUUGAGUUUAUUUAGCAUAAGAGGAAAUUUGUUGACAAAACUUCCCGAAACAAUGUUCAGACACAACAACAAACUCAGUGCUAUAGACUUGAGUGCAAAUCAAAAGUUAGUUACAUUUCCCGUUAAUUUAUUGCAAAACUUGGAAAAACUGAUUAAUUUUACGGCAUCUGAUUGUCAACUGACACAACUAAGUAGAAAUCCUCACAUAUUCUUCAAGAACUCCCCAAACAUUGAAAAUAUUCAUCUGAAUGGAAAUUUUUUAACAAAUUUGACAAUUAAUGGUUUGUUUGGUGCAAAUCCCAAACUAUCAACACUUAAUUUUUCAUACAAUAAUAUAUCACAAAUAAGUCGUGAAAUAUUUAGCUCAAACUCAUCGCAGAUAAUUGAACUGAAUUUUUAUGGCAAUGAAAUUGAAGAGUUGCCCGAAAAUAUAUUUUCACAGUUAAGAAAUUUACGAAAAUUAAACUUUGGUUUCAAUCAGUUGUCUGAAACAAAUCCGCAUUUAUUUUUGCCGCUUCAGAAUCUAGAAGAACUGUAUUUAAAUAAAAACAAUUUGAAGACAACUAAUAGCGAACAAAAUAGACUACCAUUUGGUUUGGGAUCAAAGUUAAGAAAAGUUAAUCUCAGUUACAAUGAAUUAAAUAAUUUUGAAUCUGAUUUUAAUUCAAUUAAUUGGAGUCUAUAUUUAAAUAUAGCAGAACUUGAUUUAAGACAUAAUAACUUUAGCGGCAAAUUUCGUGUCCCAGUGUUUAGCUCAUCCAUUGCACCCAUCGUUAACCUCGACCUCAGCUCUAAUAAGUUUACAUCUGUUGACAUUCAGGAUGUUGUUAAUUAUGAUAAGCUAUCCAUUGAUUACAAUCACAAUGAAGAUGUGACCGCCGGUGAAGCUAUUCGACGAACAAGAGAUAACUCUUUGAUUAAGACUAACAUAUGGGAGACACACAUACGGCUCGAUAAUAAUCCUAUAAAUUGUGACUGUUUUUUGGAACCAUUUCUUAACUAUGUUAAGACAUCUCAAACAACAUUAUAUGCCAGCAGAUCAUCGGAGACUACAUAUAGAAAGAGUAUAUUUUUGAUUGAAACGGAGGAACCCAUGUGUGACAAACCGGACCACUUAAAGGGCGAACCAUUGGCACAGUUAGAGCUCUCGCAACUCAUAUGUGUGCUUAACGACCAAAAUAUCUGUCCUUCAAAUUGUGAUUGUGUUUAUCAAAGCAGUGAUUCUACUGUUGUGAUCGAUUGUGACCAAAAAGGUCUACAAUUAUUACCACAAGAAUUAAUUUUAUCGCGUUAUCACAAUAUAUCACUUGAAUUUAACCAUCGCAUUGAUAAUAUUCGAGGUGUUAUCGUUCAUCUUAAGCAUAACCAUAUUCAAGACAUUGAACCAAUUAAUCAGAUGUUUAUUUGGGGCAAUAAAAUGAUGAAAAAACCAGAGUUUGUUGACAUUUAUUUGGAUAACAAUACGAUAUCUGAUGUCAGCGAAGAUAUUAUACCACAGUUUUAUAGCUUCAAAAACGCUUCUUUACCUUUGAUUAGAGUGCUAUCUCUAAGAAACAAUUACAUCACUUCAAUGCCAUUAAGUAUUUUAAAAAACUUUGAUUCGUUCGCAUCUUUUCUUAAUGAAAAUGGAUUAUAUGAUCCAAAGUUAUAUCUCGGAGACAAUCCAUAUGACUGUCAUAAUGAGCCGUCAGCUCCGGGAUCUAUGUGCCAAAUACGCGAAUUUCAGCGAUGGCUUAACAAUCAUAACGAAAGAAUUGGUGAUUUGAAUGCCAUUAAAUGUGAUAACUUAACCCUUAACUCCAGUUCCACUAUAAGACAAAUGCCGGACGAUAUCUUGUGUCCCGUGUUUUAUCAGCCAACAAAUGAAACACUUUUGCUGACACUUACCAUAACAUGUGUUAUAUUAGCAAUUAGUCUGUUUAUAGUAUCGGUGCUCUAUUAUCGCAAUAAGCAGACAAUCUUAGCCUUUAUUUAUAUCCAUUUGAAUCCUAUAUUUAUAUGUAUGAGCUUUAGUGAAGACGAUUUGGACAGCGAUAAGAUAUACGAUGCUUUUGUUUCGUAUUCCAGUGCCGACAGGGAUGUAGUCAUGAGUCUGAUUGAAAUGCUUGAGAAACCUAAUAAUGAAGCCAACCUUAUAUUACACAAUACUACCGGUGCUUCCAUUCACGAGGGAAUGAAUGAUCAGAUUAUACCAGAAAAUGAGUUUAAAAAGUCUCAGAUAAGCCUAUCGAUGAAUAAUCGGCACUCAAUUGAAACUAAUGACAACAAUAUUGCCAAUAAUGAUAUAUAUUUUAAAUUAUGUAUUCAUGAGAGGGAUUGGUUGCCGGGGAAUCUGAUCUCUUGGAAUAUUGUCAAUAGUGUACAGAACUCGAAGCGUACUAUUCUUGUGUUGUCCAAAGAGUUCAUUGAGUCCAUCUGGUUUCAGGUCGAGUUCCACACCGCUUACUAUCAAAUGCUUGAAGACAAGAUCGACCGAUUGAUUGUUGUGGUUAAGGGUCAGUUGCCUCCUAAAGAGGAACUCGACAAAGAUUUGGCAUUUUUGCUCACGACUAAGACAUACCUGGUUUGGGGCGAGAAAUGGUUUUGGGAGAAAUUGAGGUACGCUUUGCCACACAAAAAGAUACCUAAAAACCAAUUAAAGCAAAUGGACCUCAAAAGUGCUACACAAGCCAUUCAGUCAAAUGGUGUUAAACAAAGUGUUGGCAAACAAACCACAAAUAAUAAGUCAUCCGAAGCCAUGAAAGACGUUGUCGACAACAAAAUUGCUAAUCAUUUUAAUUUGAACUCAUUUUCCACUAAUACUACAAACAUAUCAUCAAAUGGAAAGUUAGCUAAAAGUGGACCAAAGAGUUUGCGAAACUCUUCAACAAUUGUAUCGCAAAGUAGUCCUCAACUGAAAAAUGGAUUUGAAAAUCGAAGUUUUAUUACCGAAACAAAUACAUAA
Oppia nitens is the source of this 4565-nucleotide messenger RNA. Its product is annotated as protein toll-like. Gene Ontology annotation, cellular component: membrane. The transcript has 3 exons. The record is from RefSeq and is a predicted model, not a curated record. The coding region runs from base 510 to 4565 and encodes 1351 amino acids. Gene Ontology annotation, biological process: toll-like receptor signaling pathway; immune response. Lineage: Eukaryota; Metazoa; Arthropoda; Arachnida; Sarcoptiformes; Oppiidae. Gene Ontology annotation, molecular function: transmembrane signaling receptor activity; protein binding.